AUGUCUGUGACCUAUUCUUCCCGGGCAUUUGUGCUCGGUGGAGAUGGAGUUGGCCAAAGUGCCUUCCCCCGACUUUGUCGUGACUGUUACAAUGCAUCUGAGUGGCCCCAAAGAUCGAAACAAAGAGUUCGAGGUCGGGCCAACGCGUUGCUUCUAGAAGACCCACUGAGCAGAGGACCCACCGUGGAGCUCAACUUUGUUGAGGUCCCUUACUGGUGGGUGGAGGCAGAUCUUCGCUCGUGUGUGAAGCAACAGAAUUCAUUGGGUGACUGCGCCGUGCUGAUUGUGGACGUGUGCAAUCCUGGCAGCUUCGACGCUGUAAUCACGCGAGGCAAGUGGGCCUUGGCUGCUGGACUCCAGUGCUUCACGGUGCUGAGCUUCACUGGGCCAUGUUCUGCAACAGCUCAGUCUUGUGACCGGCAAGUGCGCAGGGAGAGCAUCGAGUGGCUUGCAGACGAGAUGAGCCUGGUGAAGCCUUCCCACUUCGACUGCACACUCGAGGCAGUGGGAGCUGGCAGCCUUCAAUUCCAACUUGAGCUUUUCCUGAAAGUCCUUACGCUCAGACUGCUGUGGUUGAACCUGGAGCCGAUGGGCUCACAAGCCAAGGCCAGCACCAGCACAUCGACGCUCUCCUCGCGUCGCUGGACCGGGCCUACGCUGAGCUCUCGUGACUCUGUUGCCGGCCGCCAGCAGCGGCAAGGCCGCAGUCCCGGCCCGCCACGCUGUGCUCACAUCCUGCCGGCCCGGUACAUGCCUGGGAUACGGACACCGCCUGAUGGGCCUCCUCGAGGCCGUACCUGGUGGGGCUCUGAGUCCAGGAGCACGUCUCCACGGCGGCCUUCACCUUCGCCAAUGCAGUGGAGUGCUGCACGCCGAGCACCGCGGAAUCGUAGCCCGCUUCCGCAGCCGGCAUCGAGUCUGGAACAGUUGGAAGGUUUCGGUGAGGAGGUGCGGAGCAGUGACGAGCGCCGCCCGGCUCGGCUGGCAGCAGCGGAGGCCAAGCGUGUGGUGGCAGCCGGGCAGCCUUACCGACGGCCGCAGCAAGAGCAAGAGCGCCGGAAAAGCCUGGAGCUGUCCGGGACGACCAGCAGUGGAGGCCUUGCCCAGGAGGAAGCCCCGCUAGAGAGUGUGAUAAAUCUCACCGCCUUGGCUGACGGAGCUCGAGCUCGUGAGCAGGAGCUGAGGGGAAGCACCGAGCUCGACCGCAAAGCAUUUGUUCAAGGUCAAAUCAUGAAGCAGCUGCUUCGGAGAGCGAGUCGCAAAGCGCAACUGGGGCCAGUUUCACGAACGGCGCCAGCACUCAGUGCCUUUGUUCGGCCGGGUCUACUUGGUGGUAGGGUGCAGGCGGCACAACUGGCGAACUGGAAGCCUUGCGCCAGCGCAUCACACCGGCCCUGGGCAUCAAAUGGUGUUAGCCGUGCCUUCGCUACUGUGCGGAACCAGACCCAUUACCAAGUUCUGGGUGUGUCUCCUUCAGCCUCACAGGCAGAGAUCAAAAAGGCUUAUCUUGGUGAAGCCAAGAAAUGCCAUCCAGAUUUAAACCCGUCCAAGGACGCGACCCUCAAGUUUCAGAAGCUGGCCGAAGCUUACCAAGUGCUGGGUGACCCGGACAAGCGCCAGGCUUACGACCACUUCCUCCGCACCGGCCAGGCCUCUGCGAGCAGCAGCGGAGCACGAAGAGCUCACAGCUACAGCGCCCAGCCACCGCCGGGAAACGUGGAUGUGGACCCUUUUGAGCUUUUCCGUGCUGUCCUGGAGGCCAGAGGGGGGCCAAAGUCCAAAGUUUCAGCUGAUGUAACCAUAGGUUGGGUUGUCAGAAUCCAAGACGAGGAGCUGGGGUCCGAGCGCCUCAUGGAGCGAGUGCGCCUCGUUCAGAAGGAGGCAGUUGAGGCAGGUACUGCCGCGCAGGCAGGGGAUUUCUCACCUGCUAAAACAUUCGUUUGGAAGCACAAGGGCCUUGCGGCGGCUGUGCUCCUGCCAUUGGGGGUUAUCCUGCGAUUUCCGGGCCUCAUUGGUAUGGCACUGCGGGUGUUGGGCCUUGUGGCCGCGGCCACACUGCAAAACCCAGCUAUGCGUGAGAUGUUCGCCCGAUGGACUUGGCUCCAGUGCAGAUCUCAGCCUCACUGCUGUCCAAUCGAGCUUUGGAAGGGUGUUUGUUUUGGUGGCGGCUACUGGUGCAGCGAGCUGCUCGGCGUGCUCAGGAGAGGAACCUUGAAGAAAUUCUUCGCCGAGAAGGGUAUAGGUUACAUAGCACCGGAUGAUGGCAGCGAGGAUGUCUUCAUCCACUUCCAGUCACUGAUAAACGGUGGAGAGUCUGACAUGAUCCCUGGGGCGAAGCUGAGCUACGACUUGGAGAUUAAUGACCGAAACGGCAAGACGAAGGCAGUCCGCGUGAAGGUUGAGUCCCCCGGUGACCCCAGCUACGCGUGGAAGGGUGGUGGUGGUGGCGGAGGCGGCAAAGGAGGCUAUGGCAAGGCUCCUACAGGGCGCAGCCACGGCACCGGCCCGUACGGAUCCUCCGGCUAUGGAGGCGGCGGAGGCAGCUACGACAACAACGGCGCCUACUGGCAGCAGCUCAUGGCGACCCUCACACAGGCGAUGGGCGGAUAUCAGGGAGGCGGGAGCGGAGGCUAUGGCUCCUGGAAGUGA
This is a messenger RNA of Symbiodinium pilosum, 2649 nucleotides long. The record is from the annotation of a GenBank genome assembly. NCBI's taxonomy places the organism in Eukaryota, Dinophyceae, Suessiales, Symbiodiniaceae.